AUGGCAGAGCACCACAGCUGCUCCCGGCGGCUUCCAGCAGCCGCCUCCGGGAAGACGCGGCAAAGAGCAGGCAGCGGCAGCUGCGGUGGCGGCCGCGGCAGCACCACAUCCCCCUCCCGUUCGCUUCCUCCCCCUCCCUGCACCCUCCCCCGCUGCCAUGGCAACGCGGCGCCAAGGAGAUUAGCCCCGCCCUUCCCUCCGGUCCCCGCCUCUCGCGACCACCUCCGGAGGGGGCUCGGCCCGCCUCCCGGUAUCUCCUCCCACCUCCUACCUAAGGGCGGGUCCCGGACCUCGCAGGCCGUGCUGAACUGCGGGUGGGAAGGAAGGGAGAUGCAGAGUCCGGAAGGGCGGGGUUCGCACGGAAGGCAGGGCGGAGACGUGGUGGGCCAGUGCCGGUUUCGGGCUGAGGAGGGGCUGGGAAGGCGGGAAAAAUGGAAAGGCCUCGCCUGUCCCGGCAGGACCUAUAGGAGUGUGGCGGAGCGCGGCGCGGCCGCUGAGUGGCCAAGAAGGCGCGGGGGCGGGGCUAGGGUGGCCUUCCCGGCUGGUCGGCUGGAGAAGCCUGUGCUGGGACUGCAGCGACGACCCGCAACAGCCCGAGCUUCUGUGGGUUUCCCCAAGAGCUUUCCGCCAUGGGUCGGGCUUUGAAAGCGCUGUAGGAAGCGGUAAAGCAUUAAUAUGAACUUAAAGUGAUAUCACACUCGCUUCACUGAAAUUUUAAGUGGAAACUGAGCUCAGCGUGUUUGUGGUGAAAAAAAGGACUUUGGAAUCAGAUCCAAAAUUUAAUAAGCAUCGCAUUUCCUGAGCCCUCAUUAAGUGCUAGGGACUGAGGAAAACAGAGGAAAGGAAAUUAAGAUUACUUGAGGAAGAACUAAGCACUUAAUAUGUGUCAUUACACUUAAUUCUCACAGAAGUCCUAUUUCACAGAGGGUAAAACGGAGCAUCAGUUAAGGUCCCAUGUGUCUUCUCAUUCUGGAAACCAGGCAGAAAAGACAGCCCUUUAUGAGAUAUGCCAUUCUUGGGGCAGAAGGAAAGAGCUAGACCCUGUUAACUUAAAUAACCUCCAUGGAUGUGGCAUACGCAAGUGCUCAAGCCAGA
Leopardus geoffroyi (Geoffroy's cat) is the source of this 1095-nucleotide messenger RNA. Its product is annotated as potassium/sodium hyperpolarization-activated cyclic nucleotide-gated channel 2-like. NCBI's taxonomy places the organism in Eukaryota, Metazoa, Chordata, Mammalia, Carnivora, Felidae. The record is from RefSeq and is a predicted model, not a curated record. Bases 1 to 645 code for a protein of 214 amino acids. The transcript is spliced from 3 exons.